GCGAUCCUUUCAGAAAACAGUCUAUUUUUGGGAAUUUAUAAAUUUUGUAAAUUUUGUAAAUUUCGAACGGCUCUAUGGCUCGUACAAAGCCAUAGAGCCCAAACUGGGGGUAAAGCUCCCCGGAAACAGCUUGCCACUAAAGCUGCAAGAAAAAGUGCACCGGCAACGGGAGAAGAGAAGAAGCCGCACAGAUACAGGCCUGGAACUGUUGCUCUCAGGGAAAUUCGUCGGUAUCAAAAAAGUACCGAACUUUUAAUUCGAAAAUUAUCAUUCCAACGUUUGGUUCGUGAAAUUGCUCAGGAUUUCAAGACAGAUUUACGUUUCCAAAGUUCAGCUGUCAUGGCGCUACAAGAAGCUAGUGAAGCCUAUUUGGUUGGCCUUUUCGAAGAUACAAAUUUAUGUGCUAUUCAUGCUAAACGAGUCACAAUUAUGCCAAAAGAUAUUCAAUUAGCUCGUCGUAUCCGGGGAGAACGUGCUUAAAUUUGAUUACUCCUUUCAUUCCUCAAAAAAAAAAAAAAAGAAAACAAUCGGCCCUUUUCAGGGCCA
Molecule: messenger RNA, 546 nt
Organism: Leptopilina heterotoma
Lineage: Eukaryota; Metazoa; Arthropoda; Insecta; Hymenoptera; Figitidae
Product: histone H3.3-like
Exons: 1
Cellular component (GO): nucleosome
Molecular function (GO): protein heterodimerization activity; DNA binding; structural constituent of chromatin
Source: RefSeq, a predicted model, not a curated record